Molecule: messenger RNA, 920 nt
Organism: Clupea harengus (Atlantic herring)
Lineage: Eukaryota; Metazoa; Chordata; Actinopteri; Clupeiformes; Clupeidae
Gene: gabarapl2
Product: GABA type A receptor-associated protein like 2
Source: RefSeq, a predicted model, not a curated record
GCAAAAAUGAAAUGGAUGUUCAAAGAGGACCAUUCCUUGGAGCACCGAUGUGUGGAGUCUGCCAAAAUCCGCAACAAAUACCCCGACAGAGUUCCGGUCAUAGUAGAGAAGGUGUCUGGCUCACAGAUCGUAGAUAUCGAUAAGCGGAAGUACCUUGUACCCUCUGACAUCACAGUGGCUCAGUUCAUGUGGAUCAUCAGGAAGCGCAUCCAGUUGCCUUCGGAGAAAGCCAUCUUCCUCUUCGUUGACAAAACAGUCCCACAGUCCAGCCUGACAAUGGGACAACUCUACGAGAAAGAGAAGGAUGAGGAUGGCUUUUUGUACGUGGCCUACAGUGGAGAGAACACGUUUGGAUCAUAAAGGUCUUCGCUUCAUCAACACCCUCACCUUUCCACACUAACCCACCGCCCCCACCAUCCUUCAUUAUCUCUUCUGGACGAGCUUGAUUGUACUGCUGAGAAGAUGGUGGUAGAAAGAAAAUGCAAAUCACCUCCCACCACCACCACCACCACCACCACCCCUUGCCUGCAUUAGCAAUGUUAUGGAUUUGUCUGUAUGUCAUUAGUAUCAUGUGUAUCAACUUGUUAAGAGUUAAUUAGAGUAGUCUAUUCAAAUCUGACAGAAGAAAUAAAACAUUCUUUGUGAAUGACAUCAUAGUAUUAUAGGAGAUGCUUAAUAUCCUUUACAGCCAUUGAAUAUAUAAAGUGGUAAGUUUUAAAUGUAUUCAUUUAUCAAUCGAUUUUUUUGUUGUUGUUAUUCCUUUAAACUGUAUAUUUAAAAAAAAUAUUGAAAAGGGGAGGUAGCUGGAUGACCUAACCAAUAAAAAAGACACAAAAAAACAUUUGUACUGUUUCUCUUUAUUUCCUUUUGGAGGAAGAUGCAUUAUUCCUAGCAGAGCAAAAAGAACUUGACAAACAUAA